Molecule: messenger RNA, 2854 nt
Organism: Paramacrobiotus metropolitanus
Lineage: Eukaryota; Metazoa; Tardigrada; Eutardigrada; Parachela; Macrobiotidae
Exons: 3
Coding region: 110-604 (164 amino acids)
Source: RefSeq, a predicted model, not a curated record
GUUUACCACAAGUUACGCUGCAUAUUAAGCAAUUUUCCUUCGAUUCGAAUAACAUCUUUGUCGGCCUGAGUGUAAUGUAAAUUUGCCAUUUUAUUUGAUUUUUCAAGCGAUGAGCGCACGAUACUUUAGCUGGAUUCUGAGGAUUAGCACAACGAUUCUCAUCACCGCCCAGAACCAAGAACCCUCCAUCGCCGAGCUGUACGCCAAUGACCCCACGGUCGCCGGGUCCUUCUACCAAUCGCUGAUUCUCAAGGAAGGCCAGGAGCAGGUGAUUCGCUGCCCCAUCGACUACCCGCACCUGGCCAUCGACGAAGCCUGCUUUCAGCCGGAUCGCCGCGGCCGCGAUAAACCCUGGUGCUACGGCCCGGCUAGUGUGCAGGACCUGCUGGCCUACGACUGCAACGGGAUGCGGGAAUGCACGGUAUACGCCACCAAAGAGCAGCUGGGCCGGCCCAGUGGUGACACAAUGGAGAUGGUGCUGGUGAUGAGCUACCACUGCCGGGAGAAAGGCCCCAAAUCGGUGUAUCGCGGAGGACCCAGUGAGCUAUGUGAAAAUCUACGGGAGUCCAUGUACUGCCAGACAAAGCAGGUUGUGCGCGGAUGAACAACACCGUUUCAUCUCCCUCACCCGUUCAUCGCUGCGAGAAGCAUGCAGGAAGGGCGUGUACUAUAAUCAAGUAGAGGCAACGUUCUGUGCAUUCACAACGGCCUGAUUAUUGCGUAAACCGUCUGAAUGAUUUUUGAAAGUAAUAAUAAUUUUUAUUUUUUUCUAUGUACGGAGUAGUUUAUAUUUGGAUUUAUAGGUGCCUGGCAACGCUUGUAAACGCGGCGUGUUUAUGGUUACUAUGGUGCUGCAGCCCGUUUACAGUUCGUGUCGGCUUAGAGUCGCACAUAAGCAUAAAAACAUGUUUACAAAUAUGUAUGAGGUGAUUACCUAAAACACAACGUUCCCCGCUUACACGCUCUACACAACGUUCACCGCUUGUUAAUCACAAGUAACUUGAUCAUUCAGCUCCGGCGUACUCCAACUCGUCUUGAACGCCGGUGCACUCGGUCCGCUCUCCACAGCCUUGUACGAACUCACCCUCAUCGGGUAGUACUCAUGCACCCGCUCAUAAUCUCCCCACCGCCCAUCAAAGGUCAUCCACCCAGUCGCCGCCGUUCGUUCGUCCACCAACUGAUACUGCUCGGCCACCCGGAGCAUCGUCCCGCGCCCACAAUAAUCCUGUAGUUCCACAUAGAAUGUACAGAACCCGACGAAGAUGGCCCGCGGCCGACAGUAUCCCUGGACACCCUCCCCCGGAUACAUGGCAUGGGAGUCCUUGGCUGAAAAGACCACCGGGUGAUUGUCCACCCGAACCAGCUGGUCGUAGUUGGUCCAAUAGCCGCCGUUGUGCACCGAGAGGUACACGGCUACCGGGGUCGGAGGGGUGUCGGCGGACCCGUUAAAUAACCGGAGGGUGUACGCUUCGAAGUCACCUUGAUGGCGCCCGGCGCGGGUCAUCUGGCCUUGUUGCUCGAUGAGUCCGCAGCCGUACUCGAACUUCCCGGGCCCGUUAAACGGGUAGAAAAAGUAGAAGACGAUGUCGGUGAACGGUCGGCUGGCGUCCCCGACCACCCGAACGUACGCCCGGGUCCGCGGGAGGUUGCCGGGCCACAGAGUCUCCGGAAUGCGGAGCCAUACGCGCUGUCCAAUAUCCCCGCUGAUGUGGUUGUGAUCGAUAAGGUACUGCUUGACUGUCGCCUGGUUGAGUUUUCCCUGCAGUGUCUGUCGGACGACACUGACCGGGAUUUCCCCGGCGUCCGCCAAGCUGAAAUCAUCGUAACUACCCUCGUUAUUGACAACACCAAAUCGAAACAAUGAAUUGUUGAAGACGUGCUCGGCGCUGUCCGGCAUGUAUUGGUCCUCGGGAUGAAACAGCACAUUGGGAGCAUGUUGCGUAAUCAACCCUGGGAUAUCCUCCCGCGGGAUCGGCGUCACACCCGACUCCACGGCCGACCGUCUUAGCACAAACUGUGCUGAUAAUCCGCCCGGGAUGCCGUACGACUGGUGCCCCACGAAAUUAUGGACGCCCAUCCCGUCGGAGCUGGACGCCGGGACUAUGGUCCACGAGGAAUAAUCAUACUGCCCCCCGGAUUUCCGGUCAUUCCACGUCUCCACCCCUGCCACCCCGCCGACCACCAGUUCCGUCUUGACGCACACCAAUCCCGCAAACUGGUCGACGGACACCACCCGCCGUGCUCGCAGCGCCACGUGUCCCAGACAAGUGUAGCCGCGCGGAGGCACCGGGUUGAAGAUGGUCAGCGGCCAUUCCGCCCCGGUUUUUGAAUCGUCAUAAACCCAUUCCAGAGCGAUGGGUGGGUGUACGGCGUCCUCCGUCAGCGGUUUGACGAGGGUCACGUAAUCAGCGUCCCGCUGGAGGGAGUGUCCUGAUUUGGCCAGAUGACCGAGGUAAUAGUAUCCAGGAGGGAGAUUCACCGGCGUCCAGUAUGAACCGUCGUGGUCGGCGCCGCUGCCGGUAUCUUGCCAAACUAGAGAAAGGUCAUGGUGGGUGAUGUAUUUCAGGGAAGGCGCGGCCGUGGCGCAACCCAACCCGAGAAAGAGGACAAAAACAGGAAACGGCAGCAUUUCUUGAAUUACAACGCACGCGGCUGUAAACCGGGACUCACAUAACGCGAUGCUUUCUUGCCAAGAAAUCUGAGAAUUUUUCUCUCUUGUGACAACAUUUCUUGUAACGAAGCUGGUAACAUUCAGUUGCUGCGCCGAUAACGCGUAAGACAGGAUAAGAUUACGCCCGUGAUUUAUAACGCUAUUUCGCGAAAAUCGUAAUCUACAGUGUGAUAAAGAUAUUGU